CGAUGCAAACAGUGUGAAAGUGUAUUCCCUUAACCUGCUCCACAUAUCAACCUGUUCACGGUGGUGCGAGAGGAGAUGACUGUCCCAGAUGAGGCUCUUCAGCAUGAGAAGUUCACCAGCCAGCUCCAGCUGACUAAGAAGCACUUCAAAGGUGAGCCCACCAAGUCACCUGCCAAGUCCCCGCUAAGACCCCCAGACCAGCCGAGAACAAGGCAGCCGAGGGGACCACCAUGGAGCCAUCGGCCAAACCUGCUGAUUCACACCAGGGAGAUGACAAGAUGGCAGGGGACAUAGCAACAUCGCACCGGGGAACACCUCUGUAUGGACAGCCAUCUUGGUGGGGGAUGGGGACGCAGACGACGAGAACUCCUUCAAACAGGAGACCAAGACGUGUGGGAAGAAGCAUGACAGCUCUGCAGCAGAUGGCAGAGAGCCUAAGAGGAGUGAGAGGCCUAUGGAGGAUGGUCUGGGUCCUGAGCCCAGCUACUUUGAGAUUCCUACCAAGGAGUCUCAGAUGGCUGAGGACAGCAUUCAUGAAAUCCCUACUAAAGACACUGAGGGGGCUGCUGCUACCACCGCCAGUAGCGCUCAGGGCCACGCCUCACCUCACGCCUUCACCAUCGAGUUUGAUGACACCUCUCCUGGCAAGGUCAGGAUUAAGGACCAUGUGUCCAAACUGACUCCGGACCACCGUCCCCGGCCUAAGAAGGCCCCCCAGCCGGGGAGCAAGGACCUCAGCACCCUACAGGCCGCCAUGAUGGCCUCUGAGAGCAAGGUGGCUGAUUGGCUGGCCCACAAUGACCCCCCCACGGUGCGCAGUGAGUCCACAGAGGAGGACAGCAAGAGCAUCAAGAGUGAUGUCCCCGUCCACUUCCACAGGCUCAAAGGCAGCAAGCAUGAGGACGGUACCCAGAGUGACUCUGAGAACGGGAUUGGCCUGCGCUUCGACAGCCGGAGGCUGGCUCUGGAGGAGAGGCUGAGGUCGGCGCAGGGAGGACAGGGAGGUCAGUGGGGUCGGACUACCGGCAACAGGACUACCUUCAUGAUCGAAUUCUACAACGAUGACAACCCCCGCAAGCGACGCUCCUACUCCUUCUCCCAGACUGCACCGCUGCUUGGGGGUGCGGCCAGGGAGGCUCUUUGCCCCACCCCCCCCUCCCACUCUAAGGCCCCUUCCACCAUGACCACAGACUUCAGUAAGGCCCCGUUAUCAGCGGCCCUAAUAGCGGGAGCCCCCACUGCCGCCCGAGUUCUGAUGAAGCAGAGGUCUGAGGAGCAGAGCAUAGGGAGGAGCUCGGUCAGUACAGGCCACCAGACCACUGAGCCCAGCCCCAGUGAGGAGGGUCUGAGGACCCCUCGGUCUCAGGGGGACAGGGACAGGGAGCAGGAGGAUGACCAGAGUGAUAAGGGAACCUACACCAUCGAGUUGGAGAACCGCAACCCUGAGGAGGAGGAGGCCAGGCGCAUGAUAGACAAGGUGUUCGGGAUGGAGCAGAACCAGGAUCUGUCUGUCUCAGGACCAGUAGAACUACAACAAGGAGGAGGGGGGAAGAAGGAGAGGAAGACCACAGAGAUGGGAGAAACGAUGAAACCAGGCUGCCUUCCAUCUGAGAGUAUGUCUGAGGACUCGGUGGCAGUGGGCAGUAGUCACUGGGUGUCUCAGUGGACCAGUCCAGCUGCAAACCACACCAGAACCGACCCAGAGGGGUCUGGUGCUGAGUCACCUGCCUUCGUCCAUCAACAGAUAGAAGCGGAUGCCUUUGAGUCGGGCGUUUCCAUCCGAAGUACCAGCUCUGCCACCUCCAGUCUCACCGAGCGUAAACGCAGGACCCUCCCCCAGCUCCCCAUCGACGACCCCCGGGCCAAGCCAGGGAAGAGCUUGUGCGGCCUGGGCCUGCAUCGCUCAGAGAUCGGGGAGAAAGAGGACACGGGGCCCCAGGAAAAGGAGAGGCAGGUGGAGAAUGAAGGAGACAGGGCGUGUUUUACCUCCAUAGAGGAGGGGGAUAUGAUGAACCAGACCAAGGCCCCACUACAGGCCUCCUCCAAGCCCUCUCUCAGACCUAUGAGCAGCAGUGAGAAGAGGUCCGAGGAGAGGAGGAGGCGGGCGGAGGAUCGGAUUCAGCACCACAGCAACGGAGGAGGGGACAGGGGGGAGAAGUCGGGGAGCAAGCCUCUAGUCCGUCAGGGCAGCUUCACCAUUGAGAAGCCCAGUGGUGUGGUGCCCAUUGAGCUGAUCCCUCGGAUCAAAGGUGAUGCCGGUGUCCUGGGCCGCGAGCACAGUGACUCUGUGGGCAGCAUGGACACAGCCACCCUGCUGAAGGACACAGAGGCUGUCAUGGCCUUCCUGGAGGCCAAGCUGAGGGCUGAGAACAAGCUGGACAGAGCCAACCGUGCAGGCUUCUUCUCCCCUGAGUCAGACGUGGACACGGCCAGCACCUACAACCAGGCAGCAGGGGAGGGAGAGAAGAAACCAGCUCACCAGAAACGCCGCUCCCUCAGCAGCCUGUACAAGGAGAAGAGCAACCUGGGCUCAACCUCCAAAACCGCUGCCAGCACCAACGCUCGCGAGCGCUUGGAGAGAAAGACCAAGACCAGAACUGAUCCCAGCCGGCUUGAUGCUCGCCGCUCCGUCCAGCCUGCCUUGUCGCGGGCACGCCAAUCCUCCCAGGAUCUCACAGAUGAUGACCAGACCUCGUCCUUCCCCAUCUCCGACAUUCUUUCCUCUGACCAGGAGAGUUUGCAUAGUCGCACGUACGGCCGCAGCCACUUCACCUCUACGGACGACCUGCUACAUUCCAAACUGGGAGCCAAAUCCAGCUGCAAGACCAGCUCCAGUAAGUCUAGUAAGACUCUCCAGGCCGCCACAGCUUCCUCCCUGGGGAAACAGGCCUCUCUGCCCCAGCCACGGCCUACCAGAACCUCCCUGCUCCGCCGGGCCCGGCUGGGGGACACAUCCGACACGGACCAGGCCGAUGCAGACAGGAUGUCUGUGGCCUCCGAGGUGUCCACCACCAGUUCCACAUCCAAGCCUCCAUCUGGUCGUAAAGGGCCCUCGCGGCUGGACAUGCUGGCCCAGCCCAGGAGGACACGGCUGGGCUCCAUCUCGGCCCGUAGUGACUCAGAGUGUACAGUAGGUCGGAGCAGCACCUCCUCCCCUCGCCUGUCUGCAGAGACCAUACUGCGCCUGGGCUUCCGCUCCCCCACCGACAACAAACUGGCUCCUCGCAUGAGGGCCAACAGUGUGUCCAAGCUGACCGAGGCCAAGUCCAGAAUCAGCUCCUCCAUCCACAGCACUCCCUCAGCCUCUAACAGGUGGAGACGAUUGCCCCCAGAGUAUGGAUCCACCUCCGAGGAGGAGUUUGGCUCCAACAGGACCUCCCCCAAACCCGGGCGCCCCCUGCGCCCACACCCGGUCCUGAGGGGUACCAGACUGGGGGGCUCCACCGGCAUCCUCAACUCUGGUCAGGUUGGCCCUGGAGGCGUGGUCCUGAAACACCACAUGAGAGAACAACAGGAGGAGUACGUCAAGGACUGGACCGCUCACAGCGAGGAGAUUGCCAGGAUCAGUCAAGACCUAACCAAGGACCUGGCCAUCCUUGCCCGGGAGAUCCACGAUGUGGCCGGAGAGAUCGACUCGGUCAGCUCCUCUGGCACGGCUCCCAGCACCACAGUCAGCACCGCCGCCACCACACCCGGCUCCACUAUUGACACCCACGAAGUGAUAGGCCGCACGCAGGAAGGCACGCAGGAUGGCUUGCAAAAGCUGAUUGACUGUGUGUUUGACGAGAGCCUCAACUUCAGGAAGAUCCCUCCCAUGGUGCAGAAUAAGGCCCCUGAGAUAAACGGACGCCCCCGCGCCCCAGACAGCCAGAGACGCACAUGGAACAGAGAUGAGGCGGUGUUGGACAGUCUGCUGCUCACAUCUGUCUCUCAGCUGUCAGCCCAAAUCAGACAGUCUGUUGACAAAACAGCAGGAAAAAUACGAAUAUUGUUCAAAGACAAGGACAGGAAUUGGGAUGAGAUUGAGAGCAAACUCCGAUCUGACAGCGACAUACCACUCCUCAAAACCUCCAACAAGGACAUCUCCUCUAUCGUCUUGGAGCUGAAGAGAGUGGAGAAGCAGCUACAAGUGAUAAAUAUCAUGGUGGAUCCUGAAGGCACCCUGGAUGCCCUGAGCAGCCUUGACCUGACCAGCCCCCUUACACCUAAGCCCUCUCCUGGUUCUCAGGGGCCCCAGUAGACCCUCCCAGGCCCUGCAACCAGGGUCUGUGUCAGCCAGAGACCUGGGAAGCCUGCACUUCAACCGCAUCCACCCCAGUGGAGAAGAGAGUGCCAUCACUCAGAAGUGAGGAGGUUCCCACCCUCUGAUGCUUUAUAUACAGAACACCUGCCUUAAAGAACAAUAUGGCGUCUUUCGGGAAUAUUUCAGAAUGAACCUCCACCACCCUAGUAACCUACCAAAGCUAACAGUAAAGAGUUUUUUAUGUGAGCCAAGUUUCCAAACGUGAAAUAAGUGUACAGUGGAGCAAACUCAAAAUGUUUCUUAUUCUAUUUUGAAUGGUAAUUUAUCUGUUUUGCUGGUUAUCUGUUUUCUAUCUAUUUUCUGCACAUUUGUCUAAAAUACUGAAUUUCAACUUCUCUGAGCAAUUCUGUACCCAGAGAAUCUUAUACAUUGUUAUGGUGAAAUGCAAUUCACAUGAAAAAAAUGUUUUUACUGUUUGAAACGAUUGUAACGACUGUUACAGUACCAUGUUAAACUAUGUUACAGUACAGUAAUGCUUGUAUGUAGCCUAAACGAUACAUUUUUGGAACGUGACGCAAACGGACCUCCGUUGGCUCCGUCUGCGUAGACAUUGAUUAGAGCCCUUAAGCCUGGUCCUUGACCUGAAUUACAUAUUUCAUAUGAUUUGCAUUACUUGAUAUUUUUCCUGUUAUGACUAUGCGGUAUCUUUGUAAACUGGAAGUGAAAAGGAAAAUGUGACAUUGACGGAUCUUUUUCAUCUUGGACUGUUCUGAGUCCCUCCCCUUUACUGUAGUAUUUUAUACAGUAGCAUGAGUCCAUAAUGGUGUACCAGAUGUACACCCUGAAUGGCCUUUGUUGGAGAGAGCAGGUCGGUCUUCUACCAAGAGGACCUCUGUCUGUUUUGUGCUGAUUUACAAGGACUUUAUGAAACAACAUGACUGCAACAAGGUUACCGUCAAAGUUGCAUUAGCUGUAACCACUGUCAUUAAAGACAGAAGUUACCGUCAAAGUUGCAUUAGCUAUAACCACUGUCAUUAAAGACAGAAGUUACCGUCAAAGUUGCAUUAGCUGUAACCACUGUCAUUAAAGAAAGAAGUUACUGUCAAAGUUGCAUUAGCUGUAACCACUGUCAUUAAAGACAGAAGUUACCGUCAAAGUUGCAUUAGCUGUACCCACUGUCAUUAAAGACAGAAGUUACCGUCAAAGUUGCAUUAGCUGUAACCACUGUCAUUAAAGAAAGAAGUUACUGUCAAAGUUGCAUUAGCUGUAACCACUGUCAUUAAAGACAGAAGUUACCGUCAAAGUUGCAUUAGCUGUAACCACUGUCAUUAAAGACAGAAGUUACCGUCAAAGUUGCAUUAGCUAUAACCACUGUCAUUAAAGACAGAAGUUACCGUCAAAGUUGCAUUAGCUGUAACCACUGUCAUUAAAGACAGAAGUUACUGUCAAAGUUGCAUUAGCUGUAACCACUGUCAUUAAAGACAGAAGUUACCGUCAAAGUUGCAUUAGCUGUAACCACUGUCAUUAAAGACAGAAGUUACCGUCAAAGUUGCAUUAGCUGUAACCACUGUCAUUAAAGACAGAAGUUACCGUCAAAGUUGCAUUAACUAUAACCACUGUCAUUAAAGACAGAAGCUACCGUCAAAGUCGCAUUAGCUGUAACCACUGUCAUUAAAGAUAGAAGUUACUGUCAAAGUUGCAUUAACUAUAACCACUGUCAUUACUACAUAUAUGAAUGAUGGUCAUAAGACUAUAGCAAGCCUUUUACUGACAUUGAAUCACUCACUAUUCUACAUUUCCAUACGGGAGGAUGUUAUCAUGUACUCAUACAGUAUGUGUGUAUAGACUUGACAUCCUCACUGCGUUUGCUGCUUCUCUUUAGUUCCCUUUUGGAGGGUUAGCAUGACCAUUUUACAAGCCUUUCAUGUAAAGUUAUGUGUCGUCGUAUAAAAUGUAUUCAAGAUCGUGCAACCGUAUUUAGAUACUUAAGCAAUAGUGAAGUUAGGUACCAGAAAACAUGCUCCAUCUUUUCUGCUUCAUAUACAGACUUUGAUGUCACUAAGUGCCCAGUUUGAAUAGUAAAAUGGCAUAACGUUUUUUUUUAAGAUGAGGAAUCAUCAAGAGUGGAAUGAAAUGGUAUAAUUUGUCAAAUGUGUCAAAGGCUCUUCAAGUGUCACCGUCAGUGGUUUUAGGAUUCAAAAGGACAAAAGCAAAAACCUAAAUGGAACAGCUGAUAUCAGAAUGAGAUGCCUCUGUACCUAUCCUCUGCACACCAUCAUGUUUGUCAGUAUAUUACAUUAAAGAAAGAAAGUGAUGGGAAUACUGAAGUGCUCGGUACACUUUUUUUUGUUAAUUUGAAAGUUUACACAUCUUAUCAAUGUUUUACUUUUCUGUUUCAUGUUUUGUAUAAACCACCAUUUUAUUUAUUUUGUCAAUUCAAUGUAUUUUAUUGUUGCAAAUCAUGAUUUUUGUUAUGUUACUUUUUUCAAUUAAAUAAAACGUUUAGAUUCUUUA
Oncorhynchus masou masou (cherry salmon) is the source of this 6757-nucleotide messenger RNA. RefSeq names its product centrosomal protein of 170 kDa-like. The record is from RefSeq and is a predicted model, not a curated record. Lineage: Eukaryota; Metazoa; Chordata; Actinopteri; Salmoniformes; Salmonidae. The coding region runs from base 455 to 4240 and encodes 1261 amino acids. The transcript is spliced from 14 exons. Gene Ontology annotation, cellular component: centriole.